AUGUUGAGCGUUGGAGAAACCCAAAAGAUUUUAGAGAAGCUAAAUCUACCUCCGGACUUUCUCUCAACAGAUUCGUCGUUGAGUGACGUACCCAGCGAUUUUGACCGUCAAGAUGAACCUUGGUGCGAUUCGACGAAUAAUCCCCCCACGAAAAGCAUACAUUUCCAUCCGCCACCUACCACAUCACCACCCGGUACCCCAGUGAAACAAUCCCGAUUACUUGAGCCUGAGACUCCGCGAUCCUCAAGGCCCAAACUUCCCAAGGUCUCUCCUUAUUUUCCUGUGCUUUUGGGCGACCCGGAAUCUUGUUUACCCUUUCCACCUGUCGAUGCCCCAUCAUUUGGCCUUAUUCAAGAACAGCUUGCGCAUGAUCCAUUCAAGCUGUUGAUUGCCACAAUCUUCCUCAACCGUACUCGAGGCGGGGUUGCCCUGCCAGUGUUGUUUAAGGUGUUCAGUCGUUACCCAACCGUCGAUGCGAUGGCCGUCGCAGACGUGUCCGAGCUCGUAUCUAUGAUUCACUGCUUGGGAUUUCAGAAUCAGCGAGCAAAGAAGUGUAUUUCUAUUGCUCAAAUCUGGCAAACCAACCCUCCAGUCAAAAACAAACGAUACCGCAAGCUCCACUAUCCCCGGAAGCUGGACGGUCGAGAUGUUGGUCCUUCCGAAUGUGCCCGUGACGAAGACCAUCGGGUAGCAUGGGAGAUUGCACAUUUGCCAGGUGUCGGGGCUUAUUCUUUGGACAGCUGGCGCAUUUUCUGCCGAGACGAGUUGCGUGGACUCGCCACGGACUGGAAAGGAACUGGUGCCACAACGCAAGGAUUUGUUCCCGAGUGGAAAUCCGUACUCCCCCAGGACAAGGAACUGCGCGCGUAUCUGACCUGGAUGUGGCUAAAAGAAGGCUGGAUCUGGGACCGUCACACAGGCGAUUUGACCCCGGCAAGCGAGAAGAUGCUGAGGGCUGCACAGAGGGGCGGAGUAGCACAUGAGGAGGACGGCAACUGGAUCCUGGAGACGUCACCGGUGAAGAAGGCAGUGCAUGGAUUUCAAGUGUGA
Molecule: messenger RNA, 1050 nt
Organism: Penicillium cinerascens
Lineage: Eukaryota; Fungi; Ascomycota; Eurotiomycetes; Eurotiales; Aspergillaceae
Exons: 1
Coding region: 1-1050 (349 amino acids)
Biological process (GO): base-excision repair
Cellular component (GO): nucleus
Molecular function (GO): DNA binding; catalytic activity
Source: RefSeq, a predicted model, not a curated record